Molecule: messenger RNA, 869 nt
Organism: Camarhynchus parvulus
Lineage: Eukaryota; Metazoa; Chordata; Aves; Passeriformes; Thraupidae
Gene: EFCAB2
Product: EF-hand calcium binding domain 2
Exons: 7
Coding region: 55-567 (170 amino acids)
Molecular function (GO): calcium ion binding
Source: RefSeq, a predicted model, not a curated record
GGACAGGGCCCGAGCAGGCCCGCGUCGCCAUGACGACAGCGCGGCGCUGCGGCCAUGGCGGAGAAGGAGGAGAAGGGCGAGGAUGGCCAAGUAGCUGAAAUUGAGAAAAAGAUUACAGAAGCUUUUGAGGUGUUUGACCGUGAAUCCAAUAAAACCGUGGAUGUCAGGGAGAUUGGUUGCAUUGUCAGGUCACUGGGUUGCUUCCCAACUGAGGCAGAAGUACAGGAACUGCUUGAAAAGAUAGAAGUAGAAGAACCAGGUGGAUUUGUUCAUUUGGAACAUUUUCUUCCAGUGAUGACAAAAGUUCUACUUGACAGAAGAUUCCGACCUAUUCCAGAAGAUGUUAUUCUACAUGCAUUUGAGGCUUUGGAUGAGAAUAAGUGUGGAUAUAUUACCAAAGACGACCUGGUCAAACAUUUGACUGAAGGAGGUGAGCCCUUUACUCAGGAGGAAAUGGAGGACAUGCUUGCUGUUGCUCUAGAUCCAGUAACAGAUACUCUUCACUACAGAGAUUACCGUACAAAGCUGAUAGUAGAUGAAACCAAGACCUUCCCUUUUAAUGUCUGAGAUGCCUUUUGGUAACAGCACCAUGGCUUGAUAGAUAGUUGAAAUAUGUAUUUUAAAGUAUAACAAAGCUCAGCUUGUGACUUGGUGCUUACAAUUAAAAUGAAAUCUGUGUAGUUAUGUUUCCUUGGGUUCUGUGUGUGUGUGUGUAUACAUAUAAAAAUAUAUUCACACCUGGAAAGAGAGCUCUUGACAGAAAUACUGUGUAAGGUCUGGACAAGAAAUCAUGGAAACUUUUUGGAAAAUAGUAGGAAAAAUAAUGAAGUCAAGAAAUAACUUUAUGAUUGCUUUUGAAAAGCUAAGAG